GCAUCAGCCACUGGGCUAUGUUUGAAUAAACCUUCUAUUCAAGAAAAUGGUUCUCCAAACCGAGCGCUGCCCUGAUGCUUCCUUCCAACAACAGCCUGUUGCAACAUACCAACAACAAAGCUACUGGUCGAACCAGGAGAGCGGUGGCAGAAUCCAGGACGGCGGUUACAGCAACUUUUCGACCAUUAAUGGGCACAUGACUCCAUACUCCAACUAUUCUCAAGUGUCGACUUACUCAUCAGGAAAUCCUCAGAACCACCAAUCUGGUUGGUCCGCUGGUGCUGGCUACCAUGGAAAUGGAGCCAGCUACUACCCUGGCGGUGGACAAUAUGGAAGUUCUUUCCAUGGGAGUUCACACAGCCAUGGAAGCUCAUUCAGCCAUGAGCAUAACAGUUAUGGGAAUGGUGUAAACUACAAUCAAAGUCCCUGUGGCAUGAACUAUGGUUACCAAAAGGCAUCUUGGACGCUGAAGAACGUUGAUGCUGAAUGAACAGAUUAAGAAACAAUCAUAUGACUGAAAGUGUGAACUUUGUAGCUUGGUGGUAGCUCCAAGUUACCUCUUAAUAAUGUUUGUACCUUCUUCUUUACUACAUAUGUAUCAAAAUGCAUAAGCAAUGAAUAAUAAAUGUCAACGACUGCUUCAUCUAUC
This is a messenger RNA of Cynara cardunculus var. scolymus (artichoke), 649 nucleotides long. Its product is annotated as dormancy-associated protein 2-like. The transcript has a single exon. The record is from RefSeq and is a predicted model, not a curated record. NCBI's taxonomy places the organism in Eukaryota, Viridiplantae, Streptophyta, Magnoliopsida, Asterales, Asteraceae. Bases 47 to 490 code for a protein of 147 amino acids.